This is a messenger RNA of Nanorana parkeri, 4500 nucleotides long. RefSeq names its product adhesion G protein-coupled receptor D1 (gene ADGRD1). The coding region runs from base 1 to 4059 and encodes 1352 amino acids. Gene Ontology annotation, molecular function: G protein-coupled receptor activity. Gene Ontology annotation, cellular component: membrane. The transcript is spliced from 29 exons. Lineage: Eukaryota; Metazoa; Chordata; Amphibia; Anura; Dicroglossidae. Gene Ontology annotation, biological process: cell surface receptor signaling pathway; adenylate cyclase-activating G protein-coupled receptor signaling pathway. The record is from RefSeq and is a predicted model, not a curated record.
AUGUCGGAAGCCCGGUCCUUCCUUCUCCGCUCAUGGGCGACCUUUUCGGCCCCUCCGUCCUCGGAGAAGGGCAGAAUGUUCUCCAAGCCUUCCCUUUCCAGGGCCUCCAAGCGUGCCUGGCAGUCUAAGUCUCCCAAGCCUCCCAGGUCGUUGGUGUCUUGUCUGUUCAUCAACGUGUUGGAGCUUUGGGCGAUUCGGCUGUCUCUCCAUCGUUGGUCGGGCCGUCUUCAGGGCCUGUCGGUUCGGGUUCAGUCGAACUAUGCCACGGCAGUGGCUUACAUCAACCACCUAGGCGGCUCAAGUAGCGUGGCCGAGAUUCUCUCCUGGGCUGCAGAGCAUGUUCCGGCUCUUUCUGUGGUGUAUAUUCUGGGUGUGGACUGUUGGCAGGCCGACUAUCUCAGUCGCCAGUCGAUGGACUUGGGGGGGUGGUCAUUGUGCCUGGAGAUCUUUAAUCAGAUCUGCCUUCGCUGGGGGACGCCGGAUGUGGGUAUCCUGGCGUCUCGUCUCAACCACAUUGGCGAUCGGUUCUUAGCCUGGUCCCAGGUUUCCUGGGCGGCGGCAGUGAAUGCCCUGGUGACCCCGUGGGACCGGUAUGGUCUGAUUUAUGCCUUUCCUCUACUGUAUAAUUUUCUGCAUCUUCUGCGCAGGAUAGCGGCCGACGGCAUCCUCGUGGCCCCUGGUUGGCAGAGGGGAUUACACAUAAUGUUCAUCCUGUUCGGUCCCCCUGGUCGCCUUCGGAUCUGGCAUUGGUGCUUCAGUGUUGCUGGAGUCCUCAUUUGGACCGUUGAGGGAAUUCCCGCUUUGAGUCUGUCCCAGAAGGGGGCCUUUUUGGUGGCGUUUACUUCCUUUCGCAGGGUUUCAGAGUUGGCGACCUUGUCUUGCAGGUCGCCGUUAAUGGUCCUCCAUAGGGACAAGGUUUUUCAGCGUCCACGGCCGUCCUCCCUACCUCGGGUGGUUUCAGCGUUUCAUUUGCAAGAGGACGUCGUCUUACCUUCUCCGAAGCCCGUUCAUCGAUGGAGAGAGCGUUGUUUACAUGUGGUUCGCGCUCUCCGCGUUUAUAUGGAGGAUGCGGCUUUCUUCCGUGAGUCGGUUUCUUUGUUUGAGUUACGGAAGGUCGGGGCCACGUCUUUGGCUACCAUCUCUCGAUGGAUUCGUAGCAUGCUUGUUCAAUCUGGUCUUCACUAUGUGCAGGUGCUGGGUCUGAUGGUAGCCUCUUUCAAAGCCAUUCCCUUCAGUCAACAUCACACCCAGAUCCUGCAACAGGAAAUUCUGUUGUACUGGGACAGGCUUCCGGGGUCCCUGGACAGGGCUCAUGGAAAUGACGCCAAAUCUCAGGGUCACCCAGGCUUCCAGGUCUUAAAAUCGGCAUCACACUACUGGCCUUUGGACCUAGUUAAUGGAAUUCGUGAGCUUCCCCGAGUCACUGAAGGCAGGAUGGGUCCUAUGGGUAAUGACAGCGACAGAACUGUCAUCGUCCACAAUUACAUUGUGCUCCCUUACCAUAAUUCUUCCUCUGUCCAUAGCAAUGACUCUGCCUUUUCUAACUUGUCUGCAACUGUAGAUAUUGUAGAAGGAACAGUCAAUCAUGGUAUUGUUCUUAAUGAGCAAAAAGGAGUUACUCUCCUGUACUUCGGAAGUUCCAAAAACUCCUGCAUUAGUGACCUAAGUUUGUGUGGACCAGAAGGUGUCACAUUCUCCUUUUUUUGGAAGAUUCAGGACCUGUCACCAAAGAAACAACUGAAACCCAUUAACCAAAGUAACAACCAAGAUUCUUUCCAAGAUGAUCCCUCUAAGAGCCGACAGACACAGGCCUUUGGGAAAAAAGUUACUUCCCAUGGUUUUCAAAUCUACGCAGAUGAGCGUGAAGGUUAUGUUGAGGUCUACAGGCAUGGGGACUCCAAGGUCUGGAAUGCAAAAAUUAAACCUCCAGGUCCCUAUUGGACUCACGUUCUGUUCACUUGGACAUCAAGUGAAGGCCUGAAGGUUUAUGUCAAUGGCACCUAUAAUGCCAGUGAUUCCCAAGGUCAUCUCUCCUACAGUUAUGCAACUGGUGUUGAUGGCUUGGUUGUGGGCACAAACAGUGAUCAAUCCAAACACUAUGUCAAUGGAGUUUUCGAUGAGUUCAUCAUAUGGGAAAGAGCCCUAAGCCUUCCUGAGAUCCAGCACUACUUUACAGAUGCCACUGGGGAUGAAACCUUUGUUACUUCAACAAUGUCUAGUACUCCCAGUACUGCUCAUCCUCCGGUCUCCACCGAUGCUUACUAUCCCAUUAUAAUUAACUUGACCCAAGAUGGUUUCAGGAUAUCCCAUGCACAGCCUGUCCUGGGUUAUUUGGAUGUUGUCUCACAGACUCUGCCCAACAAAUCCUUGACACAAGACACAGCAGGCAACCUAACUCAGGCCUUUCUGAAAACUGUAGAAGAGGUCCUGUCACUGCCUACUUGGACUGAUGUACCAUCAGCUCAUCCUGAAGUUUCAGGACUUAUUGAUACAGUUGACAAAGUGAUGGGACACAUGGCAAGAAACCUUCUGGAAAGCUCCUCAGUGAUUGUUACAUUGGAAGGCCGAUCAUCUGUGGCAGAUUACUCCAUGGUGAAGGUGCCUCAGGCUUUGAGUUUGCCACACUACCGAUUUCCAUCUGAAGGACAGUCUUACAUCUCUGUUCCUGGGGAAGCAUUUCUAAGCAAAUCUCGCACCACAAUUGUUGGGUUGCUGUACCAUACAAUGCAUCGACACUACAAGCAGAUUAAACCUAGUGAUACGAGAAUUUCAGGGGCAAAACAGUACAAUGAUUACAUGAUCUCAGCAGCCAGUUAUAUAAUUUCUUUGAAGGUAGAGCCACCUCCGUACCUGUGUCAAAAUCUUUCUGGAUCUCCACUCAUAACUAUUCAACUGACACACAUCUUGACUCCUCGACUCUAUAUUGAAGCUGUCAACAAUAGUAACCAUGUCCACCUCUACUGUGCUUUUCUGGAUUUCAGCUCUGGUUCUGGCAUUUGGUCCAGUGAAGGAUGCGUUCGAGUUGAAGGAAACUUGAAUUACUCCAUAUGUCGAUGUAAUCAUCUCACCAACUUUGCCAUUCUGAUGCAAGUUGUGCCAGUUAAGCUCUCCAGCUCCCACCAGGUGGCGUUGUCCUCCAUCAGUUACAUUGGCUGCUCCCUGUCCAUUUUCUGCCUGGCAAUUACACUGGUCACAUUUGCUAUACUGUCUUCAGUCAGCACAAUCCGAAAUCAGCGGUAUCAUAUCCAUGCCAACCUCUCCUUUGCCAUUUUGGUUGCCCAGAUCCUGCUACUGAUCAGCUUUCGUUUUGUUCCUGGAACGCUGCCAUGCAAAAUUGUAGCAAUAUUGCUACACUUCUUCUUUCUAAGUGCUUUUGCGUGGAUGCUGGUGGAAGGAUUGCAUCUCUACAGCAUGGUGAUCAAGGUGUUCGGUUCAGAGGAGAGCAAGCAUCUUUACUAUUAUGGAAUCGGAUGGGGUUCAUCCUUGGUGAUCUGCGUGGUGUCUGUAACAUCUGCCUUGGGCAGCUAUGGAGAAGGUGAAAACUGUUGGCUGUCUCUGCAGAAAGGAGCAAUAUGGGCAUUUGUGGCACCUGCAUUGUUUGUUAUUGUUGUGAAUAUUGGUAUACUCAUUGCGGUAACCAGGAUCAUAUCCAGAAUUAGCGCUGACAACUACAAAGUCCACAGAGAUGCCAAUGCAUUCAAAUUGACAGCCAAAGCAGUUGCUGUGCUUCUCCCGAUUCUUGGAAGCUCCUGGAUCUUUGGAGUUCUUGCUGUAAAUGAACAGUCUAUAGUAUUCCAAUACAUGUUCGCUGUUUUCAAUUCUUUACAGGGAUUUUUCAUAUUUCUGUUCCACUGCCUUCUUAAUUCUGAGGUGAGAGCUGCUUUCAAACACAAGACAAAGGUGUGGUCGCUUACUAGUAGCUCCAUUCGCAACAUCAAUGUGAAGCCUUUCAACUCUGAUGUAAUGAAUGGGAACAGAGCCAAUACAUCUCCAACCAAGAUGAAUACGUGGGACAAAAGCAGCAAUUCUGCCAACCGAAUUGACUUGUCUGCAGUCUGAUCAUAAGAGGGAUUUUGUCAAGAAAAAGAAAUCACUGGAGGCCUUCAUGUAUACAAGUUUGUCUUCCCUCAUGCAGCUAAAGGCUGUUUCUCCUCCCUUUUAAUAAUCAUAAGUAUCUUCUGCCAUGUUUUACUACAGGGAUGGUUAUAUUUCCUAGCCUGAAGAAACCAAUUUGUCUUCAAGCACACAACUUCAAAGACACUGUUCUAAACAACUGUUGCUCACCAUUGGCAGUAAGUGCCAGGAUGCCUUGGAGACUGUCUUGCGCUACAUAACUACAAAACACAGUGAAAAAUAAAAUGAUGUUAUAUUGUGCAAUAGAAUUUCUUAUAAAACUAAUCAUUACAGGAUUACUUUCCUGUAAACUUCAGUGACUUUUAUGAAAGACAGUUCACAGCUUUCUCUGACAAAUCCUCCUUACAUGCGCCAGAUCUUGCAUAG